Molecule: messenger RNA, 1977 nt
Organism: Peniophora sp. CBMAI 1063
Lineage: Eukaryota; Fungi; Basidiomycota; Agaricomycetes; Russulales; Peniophoraceae
Source: the annotation of a GenBank genome assembly
AUGCACUCCCUUAUCCGCGCCUCCCGCACCGGCAAGUAUGCUGGCCUCUCGCGCAACAUGAUUGCGAGGAACAUGAACUCCAAGGUCAACGGCCCGGUCAUCGGCAUUGACCUUGGGACGACCAACUCUUGCGUGUCCGUGAUGGAGGGCAAGACGGCGCGUGUGAUUGAGAACGCCGAGGGUGCACGCACAACACCCUCCGUCGUCGCCUUCACCAAGCACGGCGAGCGCCUCGUCGGUCUCCCGGCGAAGCGUCAGGCGGUUGUCAACCCGCACAACACCGUAUUCGGCUUCAAGCGUUUGAUUGGUCGCCAGUUCAAGGACAAGGAGGUCAAGGACGACGCUGCUCACUGGCCAUUCAAGAUUGUCGCCCAAUCAGACGGGAGGCCAGCGAUUGAGGUUGACGCCAGCGGCAAGCCUCAGAAAUACUCGCCCGAGGAGCUCUCGUCGAUGGUUUUGGUCAAGAUGCGCGAAACCGCAGACCAAUAUCUGGGCAAGAAGGUCAACCAUGCCGUUGUCACUGUCCCCGCCUACUUCAACGACGCCCAGCGCCAGGCAACGAAGGACGCUGGCCAGAUCGCCGGUCUCGACGUUCUCCGUGUUAUCAACGAGCCUACCGCAGCCGCCCUCGCCUAUGGUCUUGACAAGUCGGCGAACUCGGUCGUCGCUGUCUACGACUUGGGUGGUGGUACUUUUGAUAUCUCCAUCCUCGAGAUGCAGUCCGGCGUCUUCGAGGUCAAGUCGACCAACGGUGACACCCACUUGGGUGGCGAGGACUUCGACGUCGUGCUCGUUCAGCACAUUCUUAACGAGUUCAAGAAGGAGGCCAACAUCGACCUCAGCCAAGACCGCAUGGCUAUCCAGCGUAUCCGUGAGGCCGCCGAGAAGGCUAAGAUUGAGCUCUCGUCUACGUCCCAGACGGAGAUCAACUUGCCCUUCAUUACCGCGGACGCUACCGGCCCCAAGCACAUCAACUUGAAGAUCAACCGUAGCCAGUUCGAGGGCCUCGUCGCAUCGCUCAUCGAGCGUACCCUCGAGCCUUGCAAGAAGGCGCUCCAGGACGCUGGCGUCAAGGCGUCGGAUAUCAACGACGUUAUCCUCGUCGGUGGUAUGACUCGUAUGCCCCGCGUUGUCGAGACCGUCAAGCAGAUCUUCGGCCGCGAGCCCUCGAAGGGCGUUAACCCUGAUGAGGCCGUCGCCAUUGGUGCCGCUAUCCAGGGUGGUGUCCUCGCCGGCAACGUCACGGACAUUCUCCUCCUCGACGUCACCCCUCUUUCGCUCGGUAUCGAGACGCUCGGUGGUAUCAUGACCAAGCUCAUCUCGCGUAACACGACCAUCCCGACCAAGAAGAGUCAGGUCUUCUCGACUGCCGCUGACGGUCAAACCGCCAUCGAGGUCAAGAUCUACCAGGGCGAGCGUGAGCUCGUUCGCGACAACAAGCUCCUCGGCAACUUCAACCUUGUCGGCAUCCCGCCUGCGCCCAAGGGUGUCCCUCAGAUCGAGAUUACCUUCGACAUCGACGCCGAUGGUAUCGUCAACGUCUCGGCCAAGGACAAGGCGACGAACAAGGACCAGUCCAUGACCAUCGCCUCGUCGUCAGGUCUCUCCGACAAGGAGAUCGAGCGCAUGGUUGCCGAGUCCGAGCAGUACGCCGAGGCUGACAAGGCCCGCCGCGACCUCAUCGAGGAGUCGAACAAGGCCGAGUCCGUCUGCGCCGAUACCGAGAAGGCGAUGAACGAGUUCAAGGACCAGCUCGACGCGACGGAGAAGGAGAAGGUCAACAAGCUCAUCGGCGAGCUCCGCGCCAUCGCCGCGCAGGCACAGUCCGGCGACGCCUCGGUCUCUGCGGACGCCAUCCGCGAGAAGAUCAACGAGACGCAGCAGGCGAGCUUGGGUCUCUUCCAGAAGGUGUACGAGAAGAGGAACGCUGAGGAGCAGGCCAAGGAGGCGCCCGCUGAGGAGAAGAAGGACAACUAA